Planococcus citri (citrus mealybug) is the source of this 1515-nucleotide messenger RNA. RefSeq lists its product as uncharacterized. The record is from RefSeq and is a predicted model, not a curated record. Gene Ontology annotation, biological process: monoatomic ion transport. The transcript is spliced from 8 exons. The coding region runs from base 86 to 1249 and encodes 387 amino acids. Gene Ontology annotation, molecular function: extracellular ligand-gated monoatomic ion channel activity. Gene Ontology annotation, cellular component: membrane. Lineage: Eukaryota; Metazoa; Arthropoda; Insecta; Hemiptera; Pseudococcidae.
AGUAUAUAAACGCAUGAAAAUGUAUACCACGUUUAGUUUCGUUUUGAUGUGAUUAAUGUGACAACGGAGUAAAUAAUUACUCAAAAUGUUCUCAGUGAUUCAAAUCGUUGUUAUUACUUUAACAAUUUUUGUCGGAUGUGAAGCUGCAAAUGGACCGGAUCAUUCAAAAUGCAAACGAAAUUUGAAAUCUCGAAACUACAAUUACGAAGUUUACCCAAUAGACGAAAUAAAAAAUGAUAACGACAUUUAUUUGGAGUUCUCCGUAAAAGCUGAAAAAGAUGCUCUAAUUAUUUUUUCUCCAACAAACGAUACAAAGAACAGCGGUCCAAAUUUCUAUGAAAUACUGAUAGGCGGUUAUACCAAUACGAAAUCAACAAUCCGAGAAACUCCAGGAUCAGGAAAUACAGAACUGGCUACACAUGACGAGGACGACAUAUUAUCAUCUAAAGAUUAUCGUCAAUUCUGGAUUCGAAUUUCUCUAAACGGAUCAUCGAUUCAAGUGGGGAAAAAAGGGAAAGCUCCGUUCAUGCAAUUGUCAAAAAGGCAGUCUAAGAACAUUGCCUACUAUGGAUUAGCUACUUGGUUUGAAGAUAUUCGUGAAGUGAACUGGUAUUUUCCAUGUUCCGAUGACGGUAAAUAUGACAAGAACAAAACCCGUAUUAUCGAUACCGUAUUCGCCAAUUAUUCACACACGUCCCUACCAAAAAAUGAAAUUACUCAAGCAGAUAUCACGUUCGUAAGCCAAAAUACGUAUUUUCCGGAUUCUGAAAACGCAGAGAUAAACGGAACUGCAAAUAUAACAUGGAAAGAUGAACGAUUAUCCUGGAAACCAGCAUCUUAUAAUAAUUACCGAUCUGUAGAUGUGAAAUACAAACCCGUAUGGAAACCUAACAUUACCCUCACAAACGGUGAAUUAGUCAACGGAACACUGAAUUCUGCCAAUAAUUCGAUGAUAUCCUUAUCUUAUGAUGGGAACGUAACAUGGACCACUCAAUUCAGAUUAAGAACACCGUGUCUACCUGAGGGGGAAAAUGCGCACAAACCACGAUUGUACUGCUCGAUCGAAUUGACAUCAAGCAUUUCAAAUAUAAAUUUCAACUUUUCAAACCAUAUCAAUUCUACACUCCAAAUCAAAAGCGCAUCGAAAUUUGACUACAAGUAUGUUGAACUUCAGGAUAAGAAUCAAAAUAAAUUCAAGUUUGCCGCAGAUUUGGUCUACGACAAACUAGGCCGUAGCACUUCAAACUGAGAAAAUCAUAGCAAAUGAGAGGAAAUCAUUCCCAACAACAUGAAUUCACUGAAAUGUUUAGCGACAAAUCAGAGUGGAAAAAAACAACUGCAACACAUUGAAAAUGUUCCUUACCUAUUUCUUUAAUUAAACUUAUGCAAUGUACCUAUUUUUAAUAUUCUAUUUUUGAUUAAGUUUAGACUGUUUAUUAUUUUCACUAUUUUGCUGUCAUGGUAAUUUUUUAAAAAUUAUUUUACUUUCCUGAAAGAAUAAAUGAUGUACCUAUU